AUGAUUAAGCAUAAUAUAAUUAAUGAAUAUAGGGAGGUUGUGAGCAUAGCAUUUAUAUCAUUAUUUGAUGCGUAUUAUUUUGCAAUAGGAAUGAAAGUGAGCAAUUUUUUAAGUACUAGUACAUGGCAGAAAGGGAUUUUAACCAGUACAAUUUCAAAACAAACAGAAACAGAAUUAUUUCUGAAUGCCUAUGUCUUUCUACCAAUAAAAGAACUUGAAAAUAGACGUCCUGUAACUGACUUAGACUUUGCAUCAUUAUAUCUGAGUCUUAUUAUGACUUACAACCUCUCGCCUGAUAAAAUUAUUUCUUUCGAAAGUAUGCCAAAUCUCUAA
This is a messenger RNA of Funneliformis mosseae, 333 nucleotides long. Lineage: Eukaryota; Fungi; Glomeromycota; Glomeromycetes; Glomerales; Glomeraceae. The record is from the annotation of a GenBank genome assembly.